AUGCCAGACAAGGUUGGUCCCCUAUUGUUCUGUCCCUCUUGCGGUAGUCUGCUCGAUGCGCCGACGGACGAGGAUGUGAUCAAGUGCCCUCCUUGCGGGGCAGACCUAGAUGCUGGAGUCUACGAUAAUCUUACCCUCACAACCCGCUCAAAUCCUUCCGCUUUCCCUUCUGCUCUCCGCCUCAAACGGCAACUCGUCACGACCGUCUCCUCUGCGGGAGAUGCGCAGGAUGGAGCUCGAGCUGACGAAGCAACAAUCAAAGAAAAGUGCCCGAAAUGCGGCAACGAAGAGAUGAGAUUUAGUACACUGCAAAUGAGAAGUGCAGAUGAAGGGACGACAGUCUUCUAUACGUGCCCCAACUGUGGAUACAAAUUCAGCCAGUGA
Molecule: messenger RNA, 384 nt
Organism: Microstroma glucosiphilum
Lineage: Eukaryota; Fungi; Basidiomycota; Exobasidiomycetes; Microstromatales; Microstromataceae
Exons: 2
Coding region: 1-384 (127 amino acids)
Biological process (GO): termination of RNA polymerase I transcription; DNA-templated transcription
Cellular component (GO): RNA polymerase I complex
Molecular function (GO): zinc ion binding; DNA-directed RNA polymerase activity; nucleic acid binding
Source: RefSeq, a predicted model, not a curated record